CUUUGAUCCUUAUUUUUGUUGUAAAACUUAGAGGUAGUUGAAUAGUUUAACGCAUAAUUAUGGAUAUUGGUAUAUACAUAACUCUUUACAACAUAUUUGCCAUUUGUUUGGCUUCAAAUAUUAUGGGAGAAAGUCAAGGACAAAGCUCCGUUGUUACUGAUAUAAAUGCUAAACUAAUUGAGCGUCUGGAAGAGAAUGAUAAACUUGUACAAUCACUACUAGGUCGCAUGAAAUACUUGGAGACAAGGGAAAAAGAGCUCCAAACUGAGGUUCACCAACUUGGCCAACAACUUCGUGAUCAAGGACAACGUGCAACUUAUCUGGAACGUCUUCUCAAACGUAAAAGCUGUACAUGCUUUGCAAGAAAAAUUCAAACGGAGGAGCUCAACUUUGAAAAUGAUAACAAUGAUGCCGCAAAUAUUAAAGCUACAACUUCUAGAAAUAUUAAAGAUGACGUGAUUAACAAAAGAAUUCGUCGUCAAAAUCCUGAGGACCCAAUCGCUUUCUUCGCCGCUAUAACUAACCACGUAACACAUGCUGGAGCCCACCAAACAUUUGUUUUCGACAAUGCCAUAACGAAUCUUGGUAGUGCAUACAACAGUCACAAUGGAAACUUCGUUGCUCCUUUGGACGGUACGUAUGUGUUUUCAGUGACUUUGAUGUCAUUGUAUCAUGCCAAUGCGCAUGUCAUGUUCUACAAGAAUGGUCAGCCAGUAAGUCGACUCUAUGUAAGUGGUGGUGAGGCCGGAUAUGACACUACAAGCCAGACAAUUAUUCUGCAACUCACUAAAGGAGAUGACGUCUGCGUUCAAAAUAUAGAUCUUGAUGUUUCAAUGGCUGGAGCAAAUUACAGCACAUUUGCCGGAUUUCUUUUGCAAGAGGGCAUUCCUGCUACUGUUGUUCUCGGAUAAAAAAUAUGAAAUGAAUGUUUUUGAAGCAGUUAAACAUGUUUCUCAGUAUAUACAUUU
Ruditapes philippinarum (Manila clam) is the source of this 968-nucleotide messenger RNA. RefSeq lists its product as uncharacterized. Lineage: Eukaryota; Metazoa; Mollusca; Bivalvia; Venerida; Veneridae. The coding region runs from base 60 to 911 and encodes 283 amino acids. The transcript has 2 exons. Gene Ontology annotation, molecular function: protein binding. The record is from RefSeq and is a predicted model, not a curated record.